CCUUUCUCCCGCUGCUAAAGAUGUGGCUGAACAAACUAACUCAGGUCAUGUGCAACACACACCGACUGGAAGUGCGAGAAAGAAGCGAAAAGAAGGUGUUGUAAGAAAAGAAGAUGUAUCUAUGGCGCUUCUCCAUCGCCAUAAUCCUCGCCUUGGUGUGGUAUUUUUCAGACAGCGGCCGCGCAGUCACACAGUACUUUUUAUGUUUCCUCUUCUGUUUUACAACUCAACUAUCACUCGCAAACAGUGGACGAGAGAGCAGCACUCAAACCGAUGAAGAAACCAAGGAACAUCCUCUCGAGGAAACUGUUGAAGAAGACCUGUUGGAUGGAGAAAGCAGUGAGCAGGCAGAACCACUGGAGUGUCAGUAUCCACACGUGAAGAGGUCUCUACAGCAAGUGUUUGAGUGCGCCUAUGCUCAGCUGGUCCUGUCUUGGUACAAGGUUCCCGAGCCACGCGAGCACCAGCCUUUGCACCAGGUGCUCAGCAGGGAAUUCGACUUCGUAAUCGACCGCAUCAUUGAGAGAGCCAAAGACUUUGAUGUCUGCCAGGCGGUCGUGGGCUCCAUUCGUAUUUUGACCCAGCACUUGCACAACGCAAAGCAGUCGGACAGAGAGCUCUUGUUCCGCUCCAGAGCAGAUGAGAUUGCAGCUCUCAGAGAGUUUUCCGACACUCUUGUACGUAACCUUUUUCCCGAAUCUCUCUGGGGCCAAGAAGUCAACCGCUGUGCCUUAAAUGAGAUUGUUGCCUUAAAGGGGUUGGGCCUGUUAGUGACGUGGCUGUCGGACCCGGACAACCUGAACCAGCUGGUGCUGAGCCAGCUCGACAGCGCAACCCCCAAAGGCUCUGUGGAGGAGCUGUGUGGAUCAGACCCGGACCAAGCCUCUCUGGCUUCGCAGGAGGGCAAAUGCGAGGGCAAAGGCAGUGAAGUGAGUUUGGAGGGAGCAGGGAUUUCAACAAGCUCCAGGAUCAAGGACAAAAGGAAAGCCAACAAGUUGAAGGAAGGAUGGUCAAAAUUUGUGGACAAGAUGAAGUCCAAGAAGGCCAAGAAGAAGAAGAUGAAAAUGAUGGAGCAGGAGCUGAUGAUGAGGAUCAUGGUGGCCCAUGAUAACGUGUCCAACGAGGACGCUGUCAGCAGCAGGGAGGGCUCCAUUCACAGCCAGCAGGACUCUGACAGGGAGGACAGUGAUCUCAGUGAUCUGGAGAGCUACUUGACAAGCGUACAAGAGGACAUGAUGGAAUUCAAGCUGUCAUAUGAGAUGUGGCGCGUUGGCCGCUGGGCUGUCAGCAUCCCUCAUGUCGACUGGGAGGAUGAGGAGCUAAUCUUCACCGUACAUCUGGAGGAGAACGACAGCCCGGAGAACCUGCAGUGGGACAUCAGGAAGACCUACAUGGAUGUGAUAUAUUUUCGCAACCGAUGGCAGGACUCAACCAGUCUGUCCACAAUCCUGGUACUGGAGGAGUCGGAGGUCAACGAUGAGGUUAAAGAAGAAGUGAGAGUAUCUGUGGAGCACUUUCUGCAGGAAUUAGUUUCUGAUAAUCUGAUCGGCCACACUCAGCCGGUUUUUCAGUUCCUCUGCCCGCUUGAUAAAUUGCUGAAUGAGGAAGAACAUUAUGGAGGCGUGUGGGGCCUUCUCAGCGGCCUGGCCUACUUCCUGACUCCAGGACAGGAGGAAGAAGAGAGCCCUAGCCCUCAGACAGAAGCCUCUAAAGAAAUCAUAAUGCCAUCUCCACUCCCAGAAUCCACAGCUCAGCCGUCAGAAAACUCAGGUGCCUUUACUCAGAAUGGCAGUAAUGUUGCCGGGGCUCCUCUCCCAACUAUCGUUAUCUCCCACUGUGAUCCCCCUUCAGAACCGCCGGAGGAAGCAGAAACAGAAAAGGAAACACAGUCUGCUGUUCACUCAGAGUUUUCAAAUGCUGAAAACUGUUCCCAGGACAAAAUAGAGGACUCUGAUAAUCCCUUAACCUCUCACUUUAAAACCAUCUUCAGAGGACUGACCCGGUCCAAGUCACAAGAGUCUCUGGCCUCAACAAAAACCAGCGGUGAUGGAGACCCGCCUGAUUCAGACUCCACUCCACACUGCAGACAAAUAGGAAGCUCACAGGGGGAGAGCGCAGAGAGCCCGUCAUGGCUUCAUUUCAGCGCAAGGUCGAAUAAAAAGGAGAAAAUAUGUUUCAAGAUGUCAGGUGGAGCGAACAAAUCUAAAGGGAAGGAGCAGGGCACUUUGCCAAGAGGGGAGGACUCCCAGGGUCAGAAGAGCCAAGUCAACUGGGAGCAGCUGGAGGCGACCAAAGCCAUAUUUGAUCUGCUCAAAGAGAUAUCUGGAAACUCCAUCCUCAUAAACAUAUUUGAUGCCAUUCUGAAACCCGUUAUGCCCAUCUUGAAAAAGAAAGUGAACUCCUUCUUAAACAAGAUGAACCCAACAGAAGCGCAGAUGGCUGCGUACAUCGACACUCUGCGAGAAAAACAGUGGCCGGAGUUUCAACCAGCAGCACCUCCUCCUCCUCCUCCACCUCCUCCUCCUGCUCGCACGGACGAGGAGAAAAGCGAGACCAGGGAGCGAGCACAUAACCUCAUCAAUGCCAGAUAUUCAAACUAUCUUGUCCUGAAGAAGACGGACAUGGAGUCUGUCUUUAAUCUUUUCCAGGACAGCGAAGAAAACAAAACGCUGGUAUAUAUGCUUCUGUCAUUCCUUUUGAAGGAAUUCUUUCCCAGUGAGCAUUCCCUAAAUGUGAGUGCUGCUGCCUUACUGAAAGUGACCAAUUCUACCAGCUGAUCUGUGAAUCUUUGAUAGCUUUUUUUAAUGGUACUUGUUUGACAUUUUAGAAUAUCAAAUUAUUUAUUAAAUGUUUUAAAAUGCCAUAGAAUAUUUGAGACCACUUCUAUAUCAGUGUCAAACAUCCUUUUUCUGCAUUUUUACCUCAAACAUACUGUGAAUUCUUCCUUUGGUUUUUAUUUUGUGAAGUUUAAACGCUUUUGUACAUGUUCACUUGUCAAUGUGGUGGAUCCCAGCUUUGCAUAUUGAACUUUUAUUGUUAAGCUCAGAGGAGAAUAUAAAGUAUAUUUCAUAUUUACAGUUUGAAUUUCACCCCACAAGUUUUAAUGUAACAGAAUUAGAAUAUUUCUGAAAUAUUUUAUGUCACUUUGAGCACUUUUGUACGGUGAGUGUUUGUAUACUGAAUGAUUUCACCAAAGUUUUAUAAAAAUAGAAUAUCUCAUCAUCACUACUCACAUUAAUCUGUCAAAACAUAGAUUGCACCACUAUCAAAGGAAAG
Messenger RNA from Seriola dumerili (greater amberjack), 3276 nucleotides. RefSeq lists its product as uncharacterized. The transcript is spliced from 16 exons. Gene Ontology annotation, molecular function: phosphatidylinositol binding. Gene Ontology annotation, cellular component: intracellular membrane-bounded organelle; early endosome membrane. Bases 114 to 2777 code for a protein of 887 amino acids. Lineage: Eukaryota; Metazoa; Chordata; Actinopteri; Carangiformes; Carangidae. The record is from RefSeq and is a predicted model, not a curated record.